This is a messenger RNA of Cottoperca gobio, 3336 nucleotides long. It is a transcript of the gene msi1b, whose product is annotated as musashi RNA binding protein 1b. Gene Ontology annotation, molecular function: mRNA binding. The transcript has 16 exons. The coding region runs from base 548 to 1606 and encodes 352 amino acids. Gene Ontology annotation, cellular component: cytoplasm. Gene Ontology annotation, biological process: central nervous system development; regulation of translation. The record is from RefSeq and is a predicted model, not a curated record. NCBI's taxonomy places the organism in Eukaryota, Metazoa, Chordata, Actinopteri, Perciformes, Bovichtidae.
ACAAAAUACUUUCACAUUUCUCUAUAAAGACUUUUAGCCAUAAUGUCACUGUUUUGUUUUGUUGUUAAACACAAGACUAGAAUACAAACAUGAAGGAUAAACAUCAAAUCAAUUGUCAUACAUUUUGAAAAGAUAAAUUGGCCAAUAAUGUCAUUAAUAUAAUUAUUACAUAGGUACUUUUCUCUUUAUAAAGACUGCAGGUAAGAUUAACUUGAGUCACAUGUCAGCUGUUGCCUCUCUGAAUAACACGCCUCCAGGUGUAUUUUAUUUUGAAAGGCUGCAGCGGAAGCGGCGUGGUUUGCAUCACACGCUUUGAUGCCGGAGCCGCGUGCCUCGCUCCGUGGUGGGAUGAGGGAGCGACAGCAGUGGGACUGACUGACUGGAGGAGGAGGAGUCUGUCCCAGCCUGCAUCUGGCCCUCUCCCCUCUCUGUCACCCCGGGCCAAACCCGCCCCAGCGUCUCUCACUCACUCUCCGCCUGUUCUCCCGCACGGCUCGGCUCGGCUCGGAUACACGCAGGCACUCACAACACACAGCGAGGACACGCAAUGGAGACGGAAGGGAGCCAGAGCAGCCUGUCCACCACGGACUCCCCCCACGACCCCUGCAAAAUGUUCAUCGGUGGACUCAGCUGGCAAACAACACAAGAGGGUUUGAAGGAGUACUUCUGCAAGUACGGCGAGGUGAAGGAGUGUAUGGUGAUGCGAGAUCCGGUUACUAAGCGCUCGAGAGGGUUUGGAUUCGUCACCUUUGUUGAUCAGGCCGGCGUGGAUAAAGUUUUGGCCCAAACCCGGCACGAGUUGGACUCAAAAACAAUCGACCCAAAGGUUGCAUUCCCUCGCAGAGCUCAGCCCAAGUUAGUGACUCGAACCAAGAAGAUCUUUGUGGGAGGCCUGUCCGUGAACACCACCAUCGAGGACGUGAAGCAGUACUUCGACCAGUUUGGGAAGGUCGACGAUGCCAUGCUCAUGUUCGACAAGACCACCAACAGACACAGAGGGUUCGGCUUUGUGACGUUUGAGAACGAGGAUGUGGUGGAGAAAGUCUGCGAGAUCCACUUCCACGAGAUCAACAACAAAAUGGUGGAGUGUAAGAAAGCUCAGCCCAAGGAGGUGAUGUCUCCCACGGGCUCAGCCAGGGGGCGCUCUCGCGUGAUGCCCUAUGGGAUGGACGCCUUCAUGCUGGGCAUUGGCAUGCUAGGUUAUCCCGGCUUCCAGACAGCCACCUACACCAGCCGGAGCUACGCUGGCAUCACUCCUGGAUAUACCUUCCAGUAUCCGGAGUUCCACUUAGAGAGGACUCCCCUUCUGACUUCACCCCACCCCCCUGAGCUCACAGCUAUUCCUCUGACUGCAUAUGGACCAAUGGCAGCAGCGGCGGCGGCAGCAGCAGUAGUUAGAGGCUCUACCCCGUCUCGCACAGCUGGAUUUUUAGGUACGAGCAGCCCGGGGCCGAUGGCGGACCUUUACGGAACAGCCGGUCAGGAGUCUGCAGUCAGCAGUUACCUCAGCGCUGCGAGCCCCGCACCCAGCUCUGGAUUCAGCCACGGUUUGGGGCUGUGUGCCGUCAUGACUCCGGGGCCCUUUGAUCGCUACGGCCUUCACUAACGGCUAUCACUGAGAGCUGCAGAGCUGCAGACUACGAGCUGGAAGGAGUUGAAGCUGCUUUGGAGCUGAUCUGGCCACGUCUCUGUGCAGUCCACCUCUCCGGGCUGGGGCAGCUGAGCCUCCACCCCUCCACCCUGGUGUCAGCCUGAACCCAGCCGACCCUACCGACGCCUCACUAAACUCCACCUCCCUGAGGAAAAAAAAAGAAGAAGAAAAAGUUCAUAAAAGGAGCGAAAAAGUCACUUCCUGUAAUAGCAACACAUACAGAUGCUGUAUUUUUUAGAGUUUUUGUUUUUUUUCUGUCGUUAUGUUUCACCUUGCUGUUUUUUUUUUUGUGAUGACUGCGUUUGUUUCUUUAUCUGUUUUUGUUUUAUUGGGUUAUAUUUGAACCUGAUCUCUCUGAGAUAAGAGGAGGAAAAAACAUCUCCAGGAGCUGUAAUUUGUACUGGAAAAACUGUAUAUUUGUCACUAGUUCAUACUGAAUUUUAACAAAACAUUUGUGAUUAAUACUAUUUCUUGAAAAUGUGUCACAAAGUGUAUAUCUUGGUAGGUUUUUAACAAAGACUUGUUACACUAAUAAUGGUCAGACGACAAAGGUCAUUAGUCACAGUUACGUAAUAGGCCUAAAUGAGCUGUACAAUUUUGUAAAAUAUUGUAAAUAUGACUCUGGUUUCUGGGGGGGCUCCGCUAAUGUUUGUUAUGUGGGAGGUGGGAGGCUUUUGGAGUAAUAAUACGAUUGCUUCUUUCAUCAAAGCGUAUGUGUUUGAAAGCUUGACUGUUACGUAUCAUAGUUUCACAUGAAGGUCAAAAACAUUUCAGUAUGUUUGUGUGUCAAUAUUAAACCAGCCACGUACUGUAUUCCUCUCCAGGCGUUUUAUAAAGUUCUGUUACUGCGUUUAAAAACUGCCUGAAACACUUUGAGUUCAGCAGGAGAGAGGCUGGAACAACACUUUUACUUUUUGGGGAUAUUUGCGUGUGAAAAUGCUCCUCUUCCUCUCAGAAGAGGAAGAAAAAAAACAUGCUGUUUUCUUACUUUGUCAUAUUGUUGUUUUAACUGUGAUUUUCAAUAUGUGAUGAUUGUUUGUGAAGGAAAAUGAAGGAGUAGUUUGCAGGAGCCGUCGUAACUCUGGUACGACUGCUCCGCUCGGCAGGUUGAUGUUUGCGUGAGCGUGUCAUGUGGUUUUAUACACAUGUUGUUUUUGUUUUUUUUUGGGGGGGGGGGGUGGUACCUCAGUUGCAAAUGUGAAAUUUUAAUCUGACUUUUUUAUUAUUAAAUUAACACCUAUGUCAAAGUGAACCUUUUAGAAAGGUGGCUUUUCCAACAGGAAACGGGGGGGUCUUAUUAUUUCUUGUUUACCCCCCCGCCCAGUCCAUCACUGCAUAUCCACUGGAGGUCACAGACUGUAGCAAUGUGACAGCUAUUUUUAGACCAAAACAAUAAUGUUCAGAGCUACUAGGACGUUGCACUGGCCGAUCACGAUGUGUUUUCCCUUGAACGUUAGCUUAAGAACAAAGCACUCGAUCUACGAAGCUCCAGGUUUCUCAUUUUGAUACAUCGCUCACACUGCUGCGGGCUACCAUGGUAGUUCAUACUUUGAUGCUGUUUUCACUGAAAUAACAAUCUUGUCAACACUGUAACAUUUUCUGAUUUUCUUUUUCCUGUCAUGUUUAUUCCUUUGAAAAAAAAAAAACUUUUUAAAAUUCCUAAUAAAUUAUUUUAAAACAUUCCA